This is a messenger RNA of Trichoderma reesei QM6a, 927 nucleotides long. RefSeq lists its product as uncharacterized. The transcript has a single exon. The record is from RefSeq and is a predicted model, not a curated record. NCBI's taxonomy places the organism in Eukaryota, Fungi, Ascomycota, Sordariomycetes, Hypocreales, Hypocreaceae. The annotation marks the transcript as partial.
CGGAAGCGAGCAGGCUCUGAUCCGCCCGCAACGCCCAUCGACCAGGGUCCCCGCGAGGACAAACACGCCCAGUACCGAGACGAGCAAUGCGAGACACUGCUCGCCACCCACGGCAGCAGCUUCAUGACUUCAUCGCCACUGGGCGUGGCGACCCAGAGCAGGAGGCUCUGCCAGAUCCUGCUGGAGACGAAGCAGACUCUUCCUGAAAAGUCGCUCUUCCACGACGACUUCUUCAGGGAGACUUGCCAGAAGCUGCGCAACCGCAAUCACGCCCGCAUCAUCCGCGACAUAUCGCAGCUCCUUGUCCCCUCGGCAGAGACGCUCGCAAUAUACGGAGCCAAGCACCUCGAUAUCCUGGCAGAGAGCGUCAACGAAGGCUGGAAGUGCGCGUGCGCCGUGCCCGGGGUUGCGACUCCGCAGCCAGAUUACUCGGUUGGGUUCCGGCUGGAUGCGUUUUCAGUCACGCAACGUGCGGUGCUGUCGUGGCUCAUUACGGAUUCCUCUCGCCUGUCCUUCUUCAAAGCCACGCCUCAUGUGUACCUACCCUUUUUAUCCUGCGAGAUGGCUUCUCUCGACAUCGCGGAUCGUCAGAAUGCCCACAGCAUGACCCUGGCGGUGCAGGGCAUGACGUUGCUCUUCUACAUUGUAGGGCGCGAACAGGAACUUCACCGACAGAUAGUUGCUUUUUCUGUCUCGCACGAUGACAGGUCAGUCAGGAUAUAUGGACAUUACCCCGUCAUAGACGGAAGGGACAAAAAGUACUACCGUCAUCUCAUCAAAGAGUUCUCUUUUACGGCAAACGACGGCAGGGAGAAAUGGACUGCAUACAAGUUUGUGAAGAACAUCUAUGACAUCUGGAUGCCUGAACACUUUGGGAGGAUCUGCUCCGUCCUCGAUCAGGUGCGUGUUAUACGGGGCGAAGCUUAG